AUGGAGUGCCUUAUGGGAACUUGGAAAUUAACAGACAGCGUCGGCUUUGAUGAGUACAUGAAAGAAUUGUGCGUGCCCUUUCCCACGAGGAAGGCGGCAGCGAUGGUGAAACCCAAUGUGAUCAUUUGUAAAAAUGGGGAGAAGUAUUGCCUCAAAACGGAGAGUACCUUCAAGUCUACGGAGAUCGAUUUCAAACUCGGUGAGGAAUUUGAGGAGACCACAGCAGACAGCAGGAAAACUAAGACAAUCAUCACGUGCGAGAAUGGCGUUCUGGUUCAACAUCAGAAGUGGGAUGGCAAGGAAACCACCAUCAGAAGGGAGCUGAAGGAUGGGAAACUUAUUGUGACCUGCAUCAUGGGUGAUGUGAAGUGCGUUCGGACCUAUGAGAAAGUAUGA
Messenger RNA from Ailuropoda melanoleuca (giant panda), 396 nucleotides. RefSeq names its product myelin P2 protein-like. Lineage: Eukaryota; Metazoa; Chordata; Mammalia; Carnivora; Ursidae. The record is from RefSeq and is a predicted model, not a curated record. The transcript has a single exon. Bases 1 to 396 code for a protein of 131 amino acids. Gene Ontology annotation, molecular function: lipid binding.